Fusarium vanettenii 77-13-4 is the source of this 885-nucleotide messenger RNA. RefSeq lists its product as uncharacterized. The transcript has 2 exons. NCBI's taxonomy places the organism in Eukaryota, Fungi, Ascomycota, Sordariomycetes, Hypocreales, Nectriaceae. The record is from RefSeq and is a predicted model, not a curated record. Gene Ontology annotation, molecular function: hydrolase activity. The coding region runs from base 1 to 885 and encodes 294 amino acids.
AUGGUCUCGAUCAUCUUGCAUCACUUACACGCGUGGUUUCGACCCACUCUUGCAGCUCUCUUUCAGCGCAAUCUCCCUUGGAGUUAUCGCUGGCGACUGCUUGUCUUUCAGCCUGUCAUUCUUCUCACCUACUCCAUCGCGACUAUCCCUUGUCUCCUUUACCGUCCAUUUACAGUUGAAUAUCUACCUAUCGCCCCAGGACGCUAUGUGCGAGCCUUGAUCUUCAAGGCAGCAGGUGUAGGCAAGGGCAGGGCGAAGCGACCGCUCCAUGUCAACUUUCACGCUGGAGCCUUUAUCGGAGGCUUGCCAGAGGGCCAUGCUCGGUUCGAUGACCGUGUAGCCAAAGAGACUGGUGCUGUGGUCGUGGAUGUCGACUACCGUGUAGCGCCUGAGCACGUCUUCCCAGCAGCUAUUGACGACGCAGAUGCAACUAUCAAGUGGCUACAGGAGCACGCUGAGGAACGAUGGGGCGCAGAUGCGACUCUCAUGACCACGAGCGGGUUCUCUGCAGGAGGUAAUAUAGCCCUUGCAGCGACGCAGCAAGAGACAUGCCAUGCUCCGUGGCCGACAGCCAUCAAGGCCGUUACGAACUUUUACGGAGCAAUUGAUCUUCGGCUCAGUCCUUGGGAGAAGCCUCAUCCGCCAACCAUGCCCAAGAAUGAUCCUGCAAGAGUCUUUGUUCCUCUGUUCGAUGCCUAUGCGGGACCUGCUCGUGCAAAGCACUUUGAGGAUCCGAGGCUAAGUCCGGUGCUUGCAAAGAAGGAGACGCUACCGGACCGGAUACUCUUGGUUGUUCCUGGUAUUGACAUUUUGGUGGCCGAGCAGACCGAGUUUGCGGAGCGAGUCAAUGCUGAGGAUGAGGCGAGCUAUUCCAUGGGUACCUAG